Rhineura floridana is the source of this 1968-nucleotide messenger RNA. RefSeq names its product olfactory receptor 1L6-like. Gene Ontology annotation, molecular function: olfactory receptor activity; G protein-coupled receptor activity. The record is from RefSeq and is a predicted model, not a curated record. Lineage: Eukaryota; Metazoa; Chordata; Lepidosauria; Squamata; Rhineuridae. Gene Ontology annotation, cellular component: membrane. The transcript is spliced from 4 exons. Gene Ontology annotation, biological process: G protein-coupled receptor signaling pathway. The coding region runs from base 1 to 1968 and encodes 655 amino acids.
AUGGAACUGGAAAACUACACCAGAGUCCAGGAGUUUGUUCUCCUCGGUUUCCCCACUGCCAUGGAAUUUCAGAUACUGCUCUUUGUAAUAUUCCUUGUCAUCUACAUUCUGACCCUCCUGGAGAACAUUGUAAUCAUCACUCUGAUCAGGACAAACAUCCAUCUCCAAAAGCCUAUGUACUUUUUCCUUAGUCAUCUCUCUUUCCUGGAGACCUGGUACAUUUCCGUGACUGUUCCCAAACUCCUGGUUAACUUCCUAGCAAAGAACAAAAGCAUUUCCUUUGAAGGCUGCAUGGCCCAGCUCUACUUCUUCAUAUCUCUAGUCUGUGCUGAGUGUGUCCUCUUGGCUGUCAUGGCUUAUGAUCGCUACGUCGCCAUCUGCAACCCGCUGCGCUACACCAUCAUUAUGAAUGCCCGGCUCUGCCUGCAGCUAGCUGUGGGAUCAUGGCUUAUUGGUUUCCUAAUCUCGAUGCUGAAGGUCUUUUUCAUUUCCCGCUUGAAUUUAUGUGGACCUAAUAUCAUCAACCAUUUCUUCUGUGACAUCUCACCUUUGCUCAACCUGUCCUGCACAGACCAAACUGUGGCUGAGAUGGUAGAUUUUGUAUUUGCCCUCAUUAUCCUCAUAAUCCCCCUGUCUGUCACUAUUGGCUCCUAUGUGUGCAUUAUAGGGACCAUUUUGCGUAUCCCCACAGCCCAGGGAAAAAGAAAAGCCUUUUCCACCUGUGCCUCACACCUCACUGUAGUUGUUAUUUUCUACUCAGCAACACUGUUCAUGUAUGCCCGGCCAAGGAGAAUCCAUUCUUUUAAUCUCAAUAAACUUGUGUCCGUUAUAUACACUAUUGUCACUCCCAUGCUGAAUCCAUGCAUUUACUGCCUAAGGAAUCAAGAUGUCAAGGAAGCCUUGAAAAAGCUUUUGAGGAGGUCAGGUCCCAACAUAAUUUUGUUGCUUAAUCAGAUUCACCUCAAGCUGAGCUACAAUGCUUCAGAAUCUAUGGACUAUAAGAAUAAGAGUGAGGUCCGGGAAUUCAUCUUACUUGGCUUUCCAACCACCAUGGAACUACAAGUCCUUCUAUUUGUGGUGUUCCUUAUAGCCUACAUCCUGACACUGCUGGAGAACACAAUUAUCAUUAUUGUGAUAAAAAUCAACCCUCUGCUUAACAAACCCAUGUAUUUCUUCCUCAGCAACCUCUCCUUCCUGGAGACAUGGUACAUCUGUGUUAUCAUCCCAAAGCUGUUGGUCAACUUCCUGGUGGAAAAGAAGACCAUCUCAUUUGAAGGGUGCAUGACACAGCUCUACUUUUUCAGCUCCCUCCUAUGUACAGAAUGUGUUCUUCUGGCUGUAAUGGCAUAUGAUAGAUAUGUGGCCAUCUGUAACCCACUGCGCUAUCCUACUGUUAUGACCCAGCACCUCUGUAUGCAGCUAGCAGUAGGCUCAUGGCUAAUUGGCUUCUCGGCCUCAAUGCUGAAGGUUGUCUUUAUAUCUCGCCUACCUUUCUGUGGCCCUAACAUCAUCAACCACUUCUUCUGUGACAUUUCACCCUUGCUAAACAUGGCUUGUGAGGAUAUGACAGUGGCUGAAAUAGUGGACUUUGUAGUGGCCUUGAUAGUUCUGUCUGUCCCACUCUCAGUUACUAUAAUUUCCUAUUUGUUUAUCAUAGGCACCAUUUUGCGUAUUCCCACUGUCCGGGGCCGGAAGAAGGCCUUCUCUACUUGUGCCUCUCACCUCACUGUGGUCACCAUCUAUUUCUCAACCACUCUCUUCAUGUAUGCACGACCAAAGAGGAUCCAGCCUUACAAUCUCAACAAAUUGGUUUCUGUUAUAUACACCAUUGUCACUCCAAUGCUGAACCCUUUCAUCUACUGUCUGAGAAAUCAAGAAGUCAAGGGAGCUUUAAAGAAAGCUUUAUGUAGCAGAAGUGCCCUCCCCAAAAUCUCAGUGCCACUCACUAAUGCUGAAUGGGUCAGAUAG